Molecule: messenger RNA, 2283 nt
Organism: Electrophorus electricus (electric eel)
Lineage: Eukaryota; Metazoa; Chordata; Actinopteri; Gymnotiformes; Gymnotidae
Gene: sppl2a
Product: signal peptide peptidase like 2A
Biological process (GO): membrane protein proteolysis
Cellular component (GO): lumenal side of endoplasmic reticulum membrane; lysosomal membrane; cytoplasmic side of endoplasmic reticulum membrane
Molecular function (GO): aspartic endopeptidase activity, intramembrane cleaving
Source: RefSeq, a predicted model, not a curated record
GUGAUGGAGUCGUUUCGAUGUCAUAUAAGCUCUGAAAAACGGAAGAGGAAGUGAAUAAGUUCUAGUCAGUAGUCACUGAAAACAUGCGAGGAGCCAAAACAAAAUAGAAACUAGAAGUACAGUUGAAGUUUAGCUGGCGUUAACCCUCGAGAAGUUAUUUUCACGUUUUCGAACUGUAGGAGAGUGUAAUCCAGAUGUUACAGACAUGGCAGCAAAACUAUGGAUAAUUCUGUCUGUCGUUUUCCUGUCCUCCCAGAGCGAGUGCCAAGAGGCAGUCCUGCACGUGUCUAAAGGAUAUCUUUCUAAGGAAUACUGUCUCGUAUACAACUCAUCCUUGUCCAACAUCUCUGACUCGCUAAGUAAUGCAGUGCGGUAUCAGCUGGUGAACCUGACGUCGACUCUGCUGUGUGAUCCGGGGAGUCUGAAGCAGAAUUCUCUGCUGGGAAAGGCUGUGGUUGUGCUGCGAGGGACUGUGAGGGACUGUGCCCUCAGCCAGAAAGCUAGAGUGGCUCAGUACCUGGGAGCAGCAGUCCUCCUUAUUGCCAGCACGGACCCCAUGGGGAUCCCAUCAGUGAAUGUCACUGAGAGUGAAAAGGUGACAAUUCCAUUUGCCCUCAUGAGGUUUCAGGAUUUUAUGGAUGCUCAAAAGGUGUUUGCAGGUGAGAUGGAGGUGCAGCUUUACGCGCUGCCUGUACUUGCGUUUGACUGCAGUAUUCUGCUCAUGCUAGCCCUUGCUAUCUUCACUGUGGCAAUGGGUGGCUUCUGGAGUGGAGCUGCAGAAAGAGCGAAGCAGAGCGGAGCAGCAGUGUCCGGGGGAGAGGACGGGGCGGACAGUGGAGAUCUCUCCCUCUACUCUCCGCUGAAGGUGCUGCUGUUUGUGCUGCUCAUGUGCGUAAUGCUUGUGCUCAUGUACUUCUUCUACAAGUGGCUCGUGUAUGUGGUCAUUGUGAUCUUCUGCCUGGCCUCAGCCACAGCCCUCUACAGCUGCCUUGAUGGCAUUAUGAACGCAGUGGGCUGCAGCAAGUUCAGUGUGUCCUGUGGGGAGAGGAGCUGUUCAGUAAGGUCUCUUCUGCUCACUUCUGUCUGUAUCACUCUGGCUGUGAUAUGGGGAGUGUACCGGAAUGAGGACAGGUGGAUCUGGAUCCUUCAGGACCUGCUUGGUGUGGCUUUCUGCCUGAACUUCAUGAAAACCAUCACUCUUUCCAACUACAAGAUCUGUAUCAUCCUGCUUUCUCUCCUGCUAGUCUAUGAUGUCUUCUUCGUCUUCAUUACGCCUUUUUUCACACCUAAUGGAGAGAGCAUAAUGGUGCAAGUGGCUCUUGGCCCAGGAGCAGGUGGAGAGAAGACUAAUGGGGAUUUCAUGGUUCCAGCAGAUUCCUCAACUUCCUAUGAGAAAUUGCCCGUAGUGAUGCGUAUUCCGCGGUUAUCGGCUUGGGUGCAGAACCUGUGUGUGAUGCAGUUCUCCAUUCUUGGUUAUGGUGACAUCAUUAUUCCAGGCAUGUUGGUCGCAUAUUGCCACAGAUUUGACGUUUGGACCAACAGCUCCAAAAGAAUAUACUUCACCUGCUGCACUAUUGCAUACAGUGUGGGGCUAGUGGUGACAUUUGUAGUGAUGUUGCUGUCUAAGAUGGGGCAGCCAGCUCUUCUGUACCUGGUGCCUUUCACACUGAUUACCAGCGCCGUGGUCGCCUGCGUGCGAAAAGAGUUCAAGCAAUUCUGGGCCGGGACCACCUACCAGGUGUUGGACUCCUCCAGGGAUCCCUUAUCAUCAGAUGGAGAGGCUGGAUAUUCCAGAGAAGUAAGGAAGUGCUGACUCUUGGAUUCAUCUGCUUUUUAUCUACUGAACCCGAGAGAGGACCGUCAUUGUUUAAUACUGAUCUUAAGACAAACUGAAGUUGAGGCAGCUGUGUAGUAUGAGAGCUGAUCACUGGAACAGCAGGGAUGUGAGUGAGUGUGCGUGUGUGUGCUUAAACUGAGAAACACUUUGGCUCCCAUCUCUCAGAUGUAACUAAUUAAUAAGCACUUUAUCUGUACUCUGACUCUCUCCCUAUCUGAUGAGAUCUUUGGGGCAUUACUGCUUUACAGGUUGUUGUAUCAUGUAUCCACUUUAGUUGUCAAUGGGGAAAAAUGAUCACUAUAAUGGCCUUAAAUUCUAGAUCAGCCCAAAGUAUUUUUUCCUAGUCUGUUUUGUGCCAUGCUUUUUCUGGAUCUGUAACAUACAACACAAUCACUUGUUUAUCAGUUCUGUUUAUGGCCUUAAAUAAAAGAUGGAGAAACAUAAAA